Messenger RNA from Habropoda laboriosa, 3180 nucleotides. RefSeq lists its product as uncharacterized. The transcript has 17 exons. Bases 1 to 3180 code for a protein of 1059 amino acids. NCBI's taxonomy places the organism in Eukaryota, Metazoa, Arthropoda, Insecta, Hymenoptera, Apidae. The record is from RefSeq and is a predicted model, not a curated record.
AUGUAUAAGGCCCUUUUCAUUCUGUUGCAAUUUGUUUUCAUUUCGAGCGGACAGGAUCAUGUUUUUAUUCGCGAUUACUUUUUGCAUAAAAAGGUACGAAAUGUCGUGGGAUUCUCUUGCGGUGACGCUAUAGGUGAUUUUAAUCUUUUGAAAAUAUUAAGUACCACGAAUAUCUAUACAAUAAUAAGGGAACCCAGUGUGAAAAUCGACUUUCGAAGAUUCAUGAGAAGUGAAGCUUGGACAGUUGGUGUCGUAAUUGAUUUGCGUUGCCGCAAUGAAACUGCUGUUCGAAUUUUCGCUGAAAGCUCGAAAUAUCGGAUGUACGAUUAUUCCUACAACUGGCUAGUGUUGGAUUCUAAUUACAAUCAUAGCAUUUCGCUGUUGAACGACAGUGCUUACAACAUAGUGACCGACGUGGUUGUUGCUAUAUCGAAGAAAAACGGCUACGAUUUGUACGAUGUUUACAAUCAUUGCAAAUAUCGCGGUGGUUCGUUAAACGUUACACAACUUGGUAUUUGGCGGCGUGAUACAGGACUUAACGUAACCCUAACGCAGCCUCUAAUUAACAGAAGAGCUAACAUGCAUGGGAUGAGAUUAAAGAUAUCCGGUGUGGUACAAUACAGGCCGAAAGAUAUGCGUCUCGAAGAUUACAUGCAGGACAUAAACACGAGAUCCUUAGACAGCAUGCACAAAUUUGUGCACGCUAUGAUUUUGCAUACGGGAGAUCUGUUUAAUUUCAGUGUUCACGCCUCUGAAAUCAUCUACUGGGACAGACACAGCGUGCACGGUUUGAUUUUUGAAUUCUUACGAUCGAAUUUCAUCGAUUUCGCCAGUAAUCCAAGAAUUAUGGUUUCCGAGAGAUUAGAUUAUGCCAGCCUCAUUGGCGCAGCGUGGCCAAUUAGACCGUGUUUCAUGCUGCUAUCCACCUCGACCAAUAAAAUUAAAUUAGAAAUCUUCCUGAAACCAUUCACGAGGCAAACAUGGUACGUGUUCGCAACUUUCGGAUUGUUCUCCAUAGUCAUUAUGAAAAUAAUAAUGAAUCGCGAGAAUAUUGGUAAGAACGAAAAAUAUUCCGGAGCAGUGGUGUUGUCCAUAGGAAUUAUAUCACAGCAAGGUGCAAAUUUUCUACCAAAACGCAUACCAAGUCGUAUAGCACUCUUUCAAAUAACUAUACACAGUUGGAUAAUGUACAAUUACUACUCCGCUAGUAUCGUCUCGGCUAGAUUGAGCGAACCCCUUGAUAUGAUGGAAGAUUCUGUAACUGUUCUUGCUGAUAGUAAUCUAAAAAUCGCUGCAGAAGCUGUACCCUACUUAAACUACUUCUUAUACAAAUUGAAUUGGGAGUCGGAUUAUUUCCGCAAAAAACGCUGGGAUCCUUUACCAGAGUCGAAAAGAUAUCUGCCGAUAGAGGAGGGUAUCAGGCAAGUUAGUCAAGGUAUUCUAGCGUAUCACACGGACCCUAAUACAGCCUAUCCUUAUGUUGAAAGAAUGUUCGACUCUAAUAAAAUUUGCGAGUUGACGGAAAUUCAUCUGUUCAAACAAUCUGUGAUGGGGAUGUACGCCAGUCACAAUGGACAGUUCAUUGAAAUAGCUAAAAUAGGACUGACAAAGAUGUUCAAUACCGGUCUUCGAGACCGACAAAUCAAACACUGGUCCUCGAGGAAACCACAGUGUCAACCUGAUACUUUGUCCACGAGGAGUAUCACAAUUUACGAAACUGCACCUGCCCUAAUUUUACUAGCCUUUGGAAUGGUCGCGGCUGGAACGAUGUGCAUCGUGGAAAAUAUCAGUUACAGACGUUCAAUCAGCAGAGGAUGUCGCAAAAAGAGGAUUGGAACAAAAGGAAGCUUCAGCAGUGGAAAUAGCAGAGACAAUUUAUUAGACAUGAAUGCCUCGACUUAUUACAUGUUCGAUCAUUUGCACCAAUGGUUGAUACUUGGGGAAGAUAUGAAUCGCACUGUUCAAUUAUUAAACGACAGCACGUUUAGCAUAAUCACGGACGUAGCGAUUACUGUGGCGAAAGACGACAACUACGCUCUUUACGAUGUGUAUAAUCAUUGUAAACAUUGCGGUAGUUUGUUGAAUAUCACGAAACUUGGUACCUGGACGAGAAACGAUGGACUGAAGAUCAGUCUGUCUACAGAAAAGUUUUCUAGACGAUGGAAUUAUCAUAAAGCGAAGGUGAAAGUCGCAGGCUACGUAGCAUUUAGACCGAAAGAUCAAAAUCUGGAAGAUUAUCUCAAAGACUACAGUACCAUGCAUACAGACAACUUUAGCAAGUAUUUGUACUCUAUAGUUAUUCAUCUUCAAGAUGUAUUUAAUUUAAGUUUCGAAAUAUUAGAAAUAAAUUACUGGGACAAAAAUGAUACGAAUGGGCCAGUGGUAACUGGUUUAAGAGAACGUAAAUUUGAUUUAGCUUACUAUCCUUUGGUUCUGACACAGGACAGACUCACUUAUGCGGACGUGAUGAUACAAGUAAUGCCUCUAAGAACCUGCUUUAUGUUUCGCACCGUACCUUCACAAAAAAUGGACGUGAACGUUAUCUUCAGACCAUUCGCGAGGACUGUUUGGUACAUGAUUUCAUUACUGAUAGUCAUCAUAAUUCUCGCUUUGUGGAUCAUUUUUAAAGCAGGAAAAGAUAAUAUCGAUACUGAUAGUGUUCUCGUAACUGUUGCUGCGGUAUGUCAACAAGGAUUUCCAUUCGAUAGCAAUCAGAUUUCAAGCCGACUUGCUUUUUUGCAGACCAUGAUCUUUGGUCUACUUUUAUACAACUGUUACGCAGGAGCGAUAGUAUCAGCCCGGCUGAAUGCUCCUUUGAAUAAAAUGAACGAUUCACUAUACUCGUUAGUGAAAAGUAAAAUGAAACUUGGAGCAUCCAAGGAAAUAUAUUUGAAUCUUAUAAUGAAUUCUACUCUAGAUGAGAUCCAAUAUUUCAAGAGAUACUGGCAGUCUAUACCGGAAGAGAAAAAGUACUAUUCGAUCAAGGACGGUGUGAAAGCAAUAAUGAAACCUGGAUUCGCCUAUCAUACGGAACCUCUCAAAGCUUAUCCACUUAUAGAACGAACUUUCGACAAUCAAAUGAUCUGUCAGCUUACCGAAGUGCAUUUGCUUCGUCCUUCUAUUUUAGGUGUGUGGUCAACUCGACAUGGCCAGUUUCAAGAGGUAGCAAAAAUAGGCUGA